AUGAUGAAUGUUAGCAAAUCAUUGUUAUACUUUAGAAAUACUGUUAGGGCGUUGACAACUUCAACGUCAACACUGACAUCAACUCCAACAACUCAACAAUGUACAGCAUCAACAAGUAUGUCCAAUCGACCAAUUAUACCAUUAUCAUAUAUAUACUUGGAUAAUCUACCUUAUAAAAGAUCAUCAGAAUUACAACAACUAUUAGUUGAACGUCAACAAAGAUUGAAGGCAGCACGUGAAGCAUCAACAGCUGAUGAUGUCAAUGUUACAAUCUUAAAUGAAGACUUGAUGUUAUUAGUUGAACAUACACCAACAUAUACAAAUGGUAGAAGAAAUAAGGGAACGCUGGGUAUCGAUCAAUCAACAUUACUCGGUGCCGACUACUUUGAGUCCUCACGAGGAGGUGAGCUCACCUACCAUGGUCCCGGACAACUCGUCGCUUAUCCCAUACUCGAUCUAAGACAACAACAAUUGACACUUAGAUGUUAUGUCUCUACACUUGAGAAGGCGAUAAUAGCCACUUGUGAUCAGUUUGGAGUGAAUGCAAAGACUACGGAGAAUACUGGUGUUUGGGUCGAUGAUCAGAGAAAGAUAGCGGCAAUAGGUGUACAAUAUCAAAGAUUUAUAACAUCACAUGGAUUGGCACUCAAUUGCAACACGGACCUAAACUACUUCAAACAGAUUGUUGCAUGUGGCCUCAAGGACAAGGACACUACAUCUCUGGCCAAGGUGUUGGGAGACCCUUCACUCAAUGUACAAAGGGUCGUACCAGCAUUCCUAACAUCGUUUGGCAAAACAUUCCAUCGAUCACUAGUACCUCUCGAGCAAACCAACCCUGACCUACACGAGGCCAUCAACCAUUUUGUCAAGACCGGUGUCGCGCAGCCCUUGCUCCAGGGUCCAUCACGUCAA
This is a messenger RNA of Acytostelium subglobosum LB1, 912 nucleotides long. RefSeq lists its product as hypothetical. The record is from RefSeq and is a predicted model, not a curated record. The annotation marks the transcript as partial. Gene Ontology annotation, cellular component: mitochondrion. Gene Ontology annotation, molecular function: lipoyl(octanoyl) transferase activity. NCBI's taxonomy places the organism in Eukaryota, Evosea, Eumycetozoa, Acytosteliales, Acytosteliaceae. Gene Ontology annotation, biological process: protein lipoylation. The transcript has 2 exons.